CGUUUAAUAAUCCAGGUUGCGUUACUUUUAAUUUUAUGUGAUAGUAGAUCUAACUGGUCAAAGUUUAUCACUAAGUUGUUUACUUGUGAGCUCUGUAAAAUAGUAUAAUAAUAUAACCAUGUAUACGUAUAUAUACAGUUCAAUAACUUUUUCUGUAAGCGUUGCAGAUACUUACUUAUACAGGCGUUUCAUGGUAGUAAGCUAGUGAAAAGGGCGACAUAUUGUUAGACACAAAGGAUGUAUAAGCCUGAUGGUGGUUUUAGUUACUCGUGACUCGUUUCCACUGUCAGAAUGCAGCAGUCCUCCUAUUUGGUCAAUCUCCCAGAACCUGUCUUAUACCAUAUUUGUUGUUUCCUUAUUUCACCCUUUGAUCUUUUAAAUUUUGGAUCCACGUGUAAGCGACUACAUGAAGUUUCGUCACCACCAAGCCUGUGGCUGAAAAUUAUCUUUUCUUGGUGUAAAGGCGUCUGGCAGUGGAUAGAAAUACCAGAAAUUACUCUUCCUCGAGACUGGCUUAUUGAACUUUUUCGUAUCUGUUGCUCAAAAUCCCCUAAAACCCUUCGUGAUUGUCAUAUGGGGUCAGGAGAAGAGUGGGUUCGCACAGAGUCUAAGCAGUUCCGCUGUAUGUUAGGAAUGCUUCGUUACAGCUAUGUUGAUAGAGAUGAGCGACACAACCCUACAGUGCUAUACCGCAGGUGGCUUUUUGAUAUUGGUUUGUAUCGUCGCAUAAAUCCUACCAUAAACUUUGCUAAGGAAGAUUUAGUUCUAGAAAACAGUACAAUAAAAGAGCUGGUUGCUCUAGGACAGGCAAAGGAACGAGAUUUAAGGUCUAGAAAAAGAAGAUUUUCCAACUUGAGUAUGAAUUAUUAUAUCAAGCGAAUAGAAUCGGCUAAAGAUGGUUGGUAUGAAGAUUUAUUUCCAUCUGGACCUCGUGGUAGUCUUUGUCCUUUACUCUUAUGCCCAUCAGAGGUGGGGUACACAUCUGAAAUGUCGGGCACAUCUGGAGUAGCAACUUUGGUGUCUAUUGUUUUGGCAGAUUACCUUUCUCCUCUUUGUCUCAGUGGCGAAAUUACUUUACCCCAGAUGGCACACAUGAUUCAAAAGGCAUGUUAUAGUCUCCGAGUCAACUUAGAAGUCCUUCUGCCUCUUCAACGACAGCAGUGGAACUGUCAGCCUUUUAGACAUGCUGUAAUGAGCAUGGCUUCAGAAGGUUGGCCCUCUCUAGACACUUGGCAACUGGACUUAGAUCAACUUCGAAUUAAAUUACACUGGAGAGGGAUCAUGCAGCAAUGUUCCCAGUAUUUAGAAGAACAUCAUUGGCUUGAUACCAUCAUUGAUAAUAUCAGAGGCCGGUGGAGAAAUGCUCUUUUGGGAGAAAUUAGAAAAGUACUCCAAGGAGAUGAAAAAACACCAUGUACUGUGACUCGCUUCAACCUUACAGAUUGUGAUCUGAUUGGAGGAGAUAAUCGCAGGCAAGAAAUGGCAGCAGCUGCUUUUAUAUCAGACACUGGAGUGAUGGUAACUUGGCAAUUAGUUGGGAAGAAUGACUUUUGAGUGAUAUUUUAUAUUCAGGUAGACUGUAGUGUUUUUCAUACAUGUGUACUAAAUUCACCGACAUUUUGUUAAACCUCUCAAAGCUAGGCUGAGCUUUAAUUAAUUUUUUUAUAUGUUCGCUGUCAAACAAAUCAAUGGUUAUAAAUGAAGUAAAAUAAAUAAAAAUUAAGCCUUAUUAAGAUUUACACUCACCAGAUGGAAGAAAUCUCUGGUAAGAGAAAAGUGUAAUAUUAACAUUAUAGAUGGUGCUAAAUUGAAUGGUGUGUAUUAUAACCAGAACAUUUGACAUAACGAUGAACACGAUGCAUUUUUAAAGCUGUUAUAAUAUUUGUUACUUUAUACAAAUAUAAUUUGUACAUAGUAGCAAGAAGCUUUUUUAAGCAGUAGGAUGUAUAAAACUAUAAUCCUAUCGUAUUCUAAAUGUACAGAACACGAAAGAUAUUUGUUUUAUUACGAAAUUUGUGUUAUUUUUAUGUGGGAUUGUUAAAGUAGUUACCUCAUAUUCUUUACCCAACAAUUAUUUAUAAAAGUUUUGGAUUUUCUUUUUUUAUAAAACAUGUAGUAUUGAACUCAACAUCAUUAUUAUCUAGUGUAUUAAGUAAAAGAAUCUUAUAUAUAUGUGAUGCUGUUUUCAUUUUAGAUUUGUAUCUUAACAGAAAGCUGAGAUUAAAAUUCGUUUUUAU
Molecule: messenger RNA, 2237 nt
Organism: Limulus polyphemus (Atlantic horseshoe crab)
Lineage: Eukaryota; Metazoa; Arthropoda; Merostomata; Xiphosura; Limulidae
Exons: 2
Coding region: 292-1554 (420 amino acids)
Molecular function (GO): protein binding
Source: RefSeq, a predicted model, not a curated record